ACGGUGGGAGCAGAUCCAUUUCCGGGUUGGCCCAAGGGGCGGCGGCGGCGGCGGAAAAAAAAAGGGAGCUUGCUGGGGGGCCGAAGCAGGAGGGGACGAAGCCCCGAGUGGAGGCAGUGGAGGAAGAAAUCCGCUCCUGGAGCAGCAGCCGCGGCCAGGUAUAUGAGUGACCUAACGCUACAAAAGAAGACGGAGAGAGAGCAGUGCCAGCUGCGAGCAGGGCAAGGAUGCCAAUUCCUCCUCCCCCACCGCCCCCACCUGGGCCUCCUCCGCCUCCCAGCUUUAAUCAGGCGAGCACAGAGCCGCCCAAGCUGAGCAGGGAGGAGCAUCGAGGCCGUGGUGCUCUCCUGCAAGACAUCUGCAGAGGGACCAAACUGAAGAAGGUGACCAACAUUAACGACCGGAGUGCUCCUAUCCUCGAGAAACCCAAAGGAAACAGCAGCGGUGGUUAUGGCUCCGGAGCAGCAGCCCUACAACCUAAAGGAGGUCUCUUUCAAGGCGGUGUGCCCAAGCUCAGGCCUGUGGGCACCAAGGACAUUUCAGAGAACAAGGCAGCUCAAGUCCCCAGUUCUCGGGCUGCUGCCCCCAAGCCUCCCGUGUCAUCAGCCAGUGGGCGCCCUCAAGAUGAUACGGAGAGCAGCCGCGCCUCCCUCCCAGAACUUCCCCGGAUGCAGAGACCCUCGCUGCCAGACCUUUCUCGGCCCCAUGCCACCAGCAGUACGGGCAUGAAGCACAGCUCCUCUGCUCCACCUCCACCACCACCCGGGCGUCGGGCCAAUGCGCCCCCCACACCUCUGCCUGUACACAGCAACAAAGGGCCGGCCUAUAACAGAGAGAAACCUUUGCCGCCCACCCCCGGACAGAGGCUUCACCCGGGUCGUGAUGGGCCGCCUGCCCCCCCUCCUGUGAAGCCACCUCCCUCCCCUGUGAAUCUCCGAACAGGACCAAGCAGCCAGUCUCUGGCUCCCCCACCACCACCUUACCGCCAACCUCCAGGGGUCCCUAAUGGACCCUCCAGUCCCACAAAUGAGUCAGCCCCAGAGCUGCCACAGAGACACAAUUCUUUGCAUCGGAAGACACCAGGGCCCAUCCGAGGCCACGCGCCUCCUCCACCCACCUCUGUGUCCCCUUCUUUACAGAGUAACAGGCCGCCCCCCCCAGCCCGAGAACCUCCCAGUCGGGGAGCAGCUCCUCCACCUCCACCACCCAUGAUCCGAAAUGGGGCCCGGGAUGCACCCCCUCCACCGCCACCAUACCGAAUGCAUGGGUCAGAACCUCUGAGCCGUGGAAAGCCCCCACCUCCGCCUUCAAGGACACCAGCUGGACCGCCACCUCCUCCCCCGCCACCCAUACGGAAUGGCCACAGAGAUUCUAUUACCACUGUCCGGUCCUUCUUGGAUGAUUUUGAAUCAAAAUACUCUUUUCAUCCAGUAGAGGACUUUCCUGCUCCUGAAGAAUAUAAACACUUUCAGAGAAUAUAUCCCAGCAAAACAAACAGAGCUGCCCGUGGAGCCCCACCGCUGCCGCCCAUUCUCAGGUGAGGCCUGAUGUGGUCCUGUCCCUCAGGAAAAGAAUGGAGCCUCUCCUCUCAGACGGUCCCUGCCAUUCCCUCAGUCCUGCAUGAGCGCUCCCAGCGUGUUUCGCCAGUGCACCCACCUCUAGACUCCAAGCAUCCUCCUGGCUCACUUCCAUCUAUGCAUCUUGUCUCUGGAUUUGGGGAUCAGACUCCAGGUGGAGAGUGGGGCCCUCAGACCCUGCCUCCAUUACUCCUCUAGCAAGUACUGCUGGCCAGACUCGGAUGUGCUUCCCUGCCUCCUGCUUUCCUCUCUUGGAGGAAAGGUGCCUUGUUGAGAUGAACUAACUCAUCGUGGGAGCAGGAUGGAGAUCGGUACCUCUGCCACCACCUCCUGUCACCACAGGGAAGCUUG
Molecule: messenger RNA, 1928 nt
Organism: Suncus etruscus (white-toothed pygmy shrew)
Lineage: Eukaryota; Metazoa; Chordata; Mammalia; Eulipotyphla; Soricidae
Gene: WIPF2
Product: WAS/WASL interacting protein family member 2
Exons: 8
Coding region: 228-1541 (437 amino acids)
Molecular function (GO): actin binding
Source: RefSeq, a predicted model, not a curated record